Panonychus citri (citrus red mite) is the source of this 8508-nucleotide messenger RNA. It is a transcript of the gene faf, whose product is annotated as probable ubiquitin carboxyl-terminal hydrolase FAF-X. Gene Ontology annotation, molecular function: cysteine-type deubiquitinase activity; cysteine-type endopeptidase activity. The record is from RefSeq and is a predicted model, not a curated record. The transcript is spliced from 11 exons. Gene Ontology annotation, cellular component: nucleus; cytosol. NCBI's taxonomy places the organism in Eukaryota, Metazoa, Arthropoda, Arachnida, Trombidiformes, Tetranychidae. Gene Ontology annotation, biological process: cell migration; protein deubiquitination.
UUAUUCUUCUCAUUCAGUUCUCUCUCCAAUUUUACAUCUUACAUUUUUUUUAUUUUAUUCAGAUUAAUGUGUAAAUUUAUAGUAAUUAAAGUAGAUCAAAUCUGACAUGUGUCUUUCAAAAUUCCAACAUCAUUGACUCUACAUAAUUGUACAAUAAAUUGUCUAUAAAAUAAUAUUAUGUAUUCAGAUUCAUCAUCAGAUUCAGAGGACAUCUCAGAUGAAGCAAGAAUCUCACUGUUCCCUGUUGCUGAUUUAAAUCGAUUGGAACAAAUGAUCAGCUGGCCUCGGUGGAUCAUUCCUGUUUUACCUGAGGGUCAUUUAGAGGUUUUGUUAAGAGCUUCUACCGAUUUAGCUGCCCGUGGUUUAGAUACCAAAUGUGAGCCUUGCCAAAGAUUUAUCCGAGAAGGUUUAACCAUAUCAUUUACUCGUAUUCUAACCGAUGAAGCAGUCACCGGUUGGAAAUUUGGAAUUCAUAAAUGCAUUUUCCAAAACUGUGAACGCCUUCUGGAAUUAAUUGUUAUCAAACUUAAAGAUGAUUGUUUCCCUACUCUGGACCUUUUAGCUAUGGUCUUUAACCCAAACAAUAAGUUUCACAUGUUCAAUAUGAAUAGCCUUGAGAGCCUUUCAUCAUCUUCAUCUAACCAAUCUCAUAAUCAUGGAGAAGAAAAAGUUUAUGCCCAAUCUCCUGAUUCUCGUUGUCCUCAAGGAUGGUUAGUUGAUCUAAUUAAUUAUUUUGGUCGUUUAGAUGGUUUCCAAAAGUUAAUGGAAAGGUUUGAAAAAGGUCCACCAUUAACUGUGCCAUUGAUUGCCGCCUUGCUCAAACCAUUUGGACAAUGUUAUGAGCUUCUUACCGUUGAGACAGUGAUAACCUAUUUUCUAUCAAUUAUUGAAAGUGUGCCUAUCUUUCUGGAAAGUUUAAAUGAUGAAGAAUUGAAGAAAGAAUCAAAAAAUGAAGGGAAAAAUGAUGUUCUCUCUGGUGUUGUAAAAAGUUUAAAAAAUCUUGCAUCUCGUGUACCUAAUCAAGAGGAAAGAAUCCGAGAGUUGGAAAUAUUUCGUCUCAAAAUAAUUUUACGUCUAUUACAAAUUUCAUCUUUCAAUGGUAGAAUGAAUGCUCUCAAUGAAAUAAACAAAGUGAUAGCCAGUGUGGCAACAAAUUCAUUCAUGCGACUUGGUAAUAAACCUGAAGGUGGAUCAUCAAUAGCAACGACAACGACAACAGCAACAACAAUAACAUCAUCAACAACAAUACCAACAACGGCAACAACUUCAACCGCAACAACAACAGCUACAGCAACAGCAACAACAACAACAACAACAACAGCCAAUGAAACUGUCGAGAACAAUAUUUGUGACAUUUUACCCGCCGAUGUAGCCCCUUAUCCAGCAGCUUCUACCAUGGCAACAUCAUCAAUCGUUUGUGAUGCCUCCAGUUCAACUGAGGGUCAACUUAAUCUUGUUGAAGAAGAAGAUUGGUUAACUGCAGCUCGAAUGGCUCAAUGGAUUCGAGAGAAUAGGAUAUUACAAAUUGUUCUAAAAGAUAGUCUCCAUCAGCCUCAAUAUGUUGAAAAAUUAGAGAAAAUAAUUCGAUUUGUGAUAAAAGAGAAAGCCUUAACUUUACAAGAUUUAGAUGAUCUUUGGGCAGCUCAAUCGGGUAAACAUGAAGCUAUAGUGAAAAAUAUGCACGAUCUAUUGGCUAAAUUAGCCUGGGAUUUUACACCGGAACAAUUGGAUCAUCUAUUUGAAUGUUUUCGCAGUAGUUGGACUAAAGCGAAUAAAAAACAAAGGGAAAAAUUACUUGAGCUGAUUCGUCGUCUAGCUGAAGAUGAUAAAGAUGGUGUCAUGGCUAAUAAAGUGUUAAACCUUUUCUGGAAUUUAGCGCACAGUGAGGAUAUUCCAACUGACAUAAUGGAUCAAGCAUUAGCUGCUCAUGUCAAAAUAUUAGAUUAUAGUUGUUGUCAAGAUCGAGAUUCACAAAAAACUGAAUGGUUAGAUAAAUGUGUUGAAGAAUUGAAAAAAGAGGAUAAUGAUUGGGUUUUACCUGCAUUGAAAUUGAUACGAGAGAUUUGCUGUCUCUUACCUGAAGCCCCAUCCAACUUUUCCGCCUCAGAUACUCAAUCAAAUCUUAUAUGGGCUCCUGUUGUCAAACCAACCUAUCAGUCAACCGGAUGUGGUACAACAAUAUCAACACCAGUAACAACCAUUUUAUCGUUAUCAUCAUCAUCAUCAACCACAACUUUAACCUCAACUACUGCAGCCACCGUAUCAUUAACAUCAACCUCAAUGGCUCCAUCAGAAUCACCAACUCCUUCAAUACCAUUUAUUACUCCGGUUGAAAGAAGUAGCACCAUUCAAAUGGAAGAAGCAACAAUGACCAUCCCAUUGGAUCAAUUGGUAUUGGAAAACAUUGCACCAAAUAAUAAAAAAUAUCCAGAGUCUUCAUCUUCCUCUUCUUUCCAGAGUUUCACUUGUCCCGUUCAACCUCUGUCAAAGUCAAUUAAUCCAGUCCAAGCUUCGGUAACCCUACCAACUUUAUCUUCACCAUCAUCAUCAACAACACCACUCGUUACAUCAAUUUCUAACUCUACAGCCAGCAUUUCAUCAACAUUAACCUUAUCUGCAACCUCAAAAGCAACCGAAACCUCUACAUCACCACCAUCAUCAUCUUCAACAACAACAACAACAACUGCAACAACUAAUCAAUCAAGUGAAGUGAAUACUUCUCAUCUUCAUAAGCUUCCACUAAAAUUGACUGAUAAAAUUAGGCAAUAUGAUGAUUUCUUUUGUCAACGUGAAGUUAUUCCCUCAUAUGGACCUACCUUUCUAUCAAAUACCAAAAAAUAUCGUCAAGAGACAACGUCAACAAUAGAAACUCAUGGAGGUGUCGUUUAUCGUCAUGAUGUAAUCGGUAGAUUACAUAGUCAACAUUCCUUAGUAGUUUUAGUCUCUGAAAAUUUAUCUAAAUAUAUGAAAAAAGUUCGACAAUUAGCUGAAAAGAAAGGUAAUGAUGUUAAUGCGCAAACAAUUUCAGAGGGUAAAAGGUAUUCACAUAUGCAAGAAGUUAUCGAAAGGCUCAAUUUUCUAAGAUUUUUACUUAAAGAUGGUCGAGUUUGGUUAUGUGCACCCCAAGCGAAACAAGUUUGGCAAUGUUUAGCUGAAAAUGCCAUUUUCCAUGAAGAUCGUGAAGCCUGUUUCCGUUGGUUUUCCGUUUUAAUGUCGGAAGAACAAGAUUUAGAUCCUGAAAUUAAUCGUGAUUUCUUUGAAAAUAAUAUUUUAAAAUUGGAUCCAAUUUUAAUCACCGAAAGUGGAAUUGAAUGUUUUAAUCGUUUCUUUGAAGCAGUUAACCUUAAGGAAGGUAAAUUUAUUGCAAAGAAACACUGUCUUCUUACCCAAGAUUUGGAGCUUAUUGGUCUUGAUUAUCUUUGGAGGAUCGUUUUAAAUUGUAGUGAUGAAGUAGCAAAUUGGGGUAUUGCUUUGCUUAAAGAAACUUAUACCAAUCUUGGUCCAAAUUUAGAGCAACACCAAGUAAAUAUUCAUCAUGAUUUAAUUAGUUCCUGCAUGGGUAGAUUACAAGCUGCCUAUGAUACUGUUUCCAUUCUUCGUAAAGAUGAAUCAGCUGGAGCAAGAGUGGAAUAUGAGCUUUCUCGAAUGUCACGAGUUUUAAGAUUACUUUAUGAGUAUUUACACCAAUGUGAUACUGAUUUUGGUGAUGAACGAACAAUUCUUCCUUUGGUUAAAGCGGUUCGAGGUGAACAAGUCUCAUUGACAGUUCGUUUUCCAAAUCAAGCAAGACAUAUAGAGGAUAUUCAAAUAUGGACACAUCGAAAUGAAUAUAUAUCAACUAUUAAGAAACAAAUUUUAUCAAUGAUCAAAGCAAAUAAUAUGAACAUGGACGUCGAUUUAUUCCUCUGUGAUGAAAAUACUAAAAAUGAUGCUAAUCGUGAAGAUAAACUAAUUACAGAAUUACCUGAUCGUGAUGAAGUGGUAUUGAAUGCUAAGCUAUAUCAAUCCUCUCUGAAUGCUCCCACAUCUCCUGAUUCCUCCUCUGACAGCUCUUCCGGUUCGCCAGGUAACAAUUUUGAGGGUCCAAGUUUAGAGGCAGAAAACUCCCUACCAGGAGUGAUUCUGUCAAAGGAACAUAAAUAUGUUAAUUUUUUCUUGCAACUGCUUGAUCUUGGGAUGUCGCUUCGGCAUGAAUCUCUGUGUGAUACUGCUCCCUUGAUAUUAACCAUAAUACCUCCUGACGUGACUAUAGUCGAAAAUCUUAAAACUCUUUGUAAAAAAUGUGCAGAAAAUGUAAAUGAUACUGAUUUUGGCGCUGAAUUCGACGAAUUAUUUUAUGGAUCAUCACCCACCCGAAUACUUUAUAGUCUUGGCGUUAUUUAUGCUUUACUUAUGCCCUCAAGAAAUCCACUCUCAGAAGAGGCGCGAAUGUUUCAUUAUGAUUUCAUAAAAAGUGGCUGCGGUUUCAAAGUUGUCGAAUUACUAACGCGUAACAAUUUUGUAUCUACUGCUGCUGAUUACGCUAAAAUCUUAGUCUAUCAAACUGUGUUACGGAUAAGUGGACUAGUGCUAACCUGCCUAGGCCAUUAUCUGAUAUUAAAUUCAUCUACUCCAUCUUCAUUAGCAUCAACACUACCCAACAUUACAAGUUUAAAAAAUGUUGAUGACUAUUUGAUAAAUCUUCGGACAGCACUUGAAAUAAUUCCUCAUCCAUUAAGCGCUGGUAUGGUUAGAGAAAUUGCCAUACAAACAGCUCAAAAACUUGUUGAUAACGAUGAUGAAGUGUUUCGAUCUCGUGUUAUCUCAAGUUUACCCGAUCUUAACUCAGUUGGUUCACUAAUGAUGCUUUGCUGGGCAACGGUAACUGGUGAAGAAGCUGCUCUUCAUGAAGAUAUUGAAGUGCUUCAUCGACUUGUCGUCACUGGUAAUCUUCAUCGUCCCGACUCUCCUGUUUAUACUGUUUGUAAACUUGGUUUAAAUAUUCUGACACUUAUGUUUAUGAUAUCACCAUGGACUUUAGAUCAACUCAUUAGAGAUAGUGUUUGGCAUCGUUUUGUUAUCGACGUUUUAUUAAUUUGCCGUGAAAGAUCAAUAAGAUUAACAGCCAGUGAACAAUUUUCUUUAAUUGCUACCAAAUGUGCACUUAGCAAUGAAGUGUUGAUUAACUUCAUCAAUUUACUACAUCAUCAUCUAAGUUCAACCGUCUCCGUGAAUGGACAUUACAAUACUUCAGAAGAGUUUUUCCAUUUAUUUUGUAAAUUGUUAAAUAAUGCUCGAUGUAUCCGGUGUCCACUUCCUAUAGCUCAACAGUUCCUCGAAAAUGAAAUUUAUCUUCUUAGUAAUGUCAAGCAAUACCUAGUCCGAAAUGGGGUUAUUGAGGAAAAGUUACUGGAAGGCCAUCUAAGUAUAACCAGAGAGCUAAUUUACUUGCUUAAAACGAUUGCGAAAAAUGAAGUAUACGAUUUAAUUAGAGUAUCUGAUGAUCCAAGUCAACAACAAUCAGGAAAGAAAGAUUUAAUUCGUGUUCUAAUUGAUGAAUAUAUUUUCACUGCAUCAAGAGCAAUGGUCAUUUUGCAACGAGCAUCUCAACCUCCACCAUCCCAGCAACAACAGUCACAACAAUCACAACAGUCUCAAUCACUACCCUUGCCUGAGCUUCAGCCACAAACUCAAUUACAGCUACAACCAUCCCAACAGCAAUCACAACAGUCUCAGUCCCAAUCCCAAUCUCUACCGCUACCUCAAUUCCAGCCCCAGACACAAUCACAAUCACAACCAUCCCAACCAAUCCAACAACAGUUACAGCCCCAAUCUUUGCCCUUACUUCAGCUCCAGCCUCAGCCUCAGCCUCAACUUCAGCCUCAGUCUCAACCUCAACCUCAGAAUCAAUUACAACAACAGCAACCAAUUCAACAUGCACAAUCACAGUCUCAAACUCAACAAUCUCCACCAUCUGACUCUACAAAAAACGAUGUGAUCACUGUAACUCCCUCAUCAUCAUUAACAUCCAUACCAAGCUCCUCAACUUUUGAUCAAAGUAAUCUCAAUAUUGAAGAAGUUAAUCCAAUAUGCACCACUUCAGCCACCCUUAAUGCGGCUUACGAUUGCCUUGUAGCUUUGGGUACUGAUUGUAUACCAAAUUUAAAAUAUUUAGUUGAUAAUCUCAAUGAGAUGUUCUAUUCAGACAAUGAACAACAUCUUACUGAAUGGGAAUAUCAACCUCCUAUUGGGCCUCGACCAUCUCGUGGUUUUGUUGGUUUAAAAAAUGCAGGAGCAACUUGUUAUAUGAACUCAGUCUUUCAACAGCUUUACAUGAUACCCGAGGUUAGAGAUGGUAUUUUAUCAGUCGAAGGAGCUGCAACUGAUUUAAAUGAAGAUUUCUCAGAGGAAAUGGUGGAUAAUAUUAUCAGCACCUUAUAUCCCAGUGUCCCUGAAGAUGAUUCAAAACGGUCCGUCUAUGAAUCUCGACGUGAUUAUAAUCUAGGAGUUUUCAAAUAUACCCAAGCAAUUUUUGGACAUUUGGCUCUGUCCAAGCUUCAGUAUUAUGUACCGAGAGGCUUUUGGAGGCAUUUCAAACUUUGGGGUGAACCAGUCAAUUUACGUGAGCAACAUGAUGCCCUUGAAUUUUUCAAUAGUUUAGUCGAUUCUAUUGAUGAAGCUCUCAAAUUGUUGGGCUGUUCUCCAAUCAUGACCAAAAUUUUCGGUGGAUCUUUCGCCGAUCAAAAGAUUUGCAAGGAAUGUCCGCAUAGAUACUCUCGUGAAGAACCUUUUACAACUUUAAACAUCGACAUAAGAAAUCAUAGUAAUCUAUUAGAUUCAUUGGAACAAUAUGUUAAAGGUGAUUUAUUGGAAGGUGCUAAUGCUUAUCAUUGUGAAAAAUGUAAUCGUAAAGUUGAAACUGUUAAACGAUUGUGUAUCAAAAAGCUACCACCAGUUUUAGCAAUUCAAUUGAAACGUUUUGAUUAUGAUUUUGAACGUUCCUGUGCCAUCAAAUUUAACGAUUAUUUUGAAUUCCCUCGAGUUUUGGAUAUGGAUGCUUAUACUGUUAACGGUUUAGCUAAAAUUGAAGGUGAAAUUAUCGAAGAGGAUUUGGAAUACACAAGUUCACCUGGAUCUUCAUCUUGUCACAGUUAGCCAGCAUAAAAUAUUGAUGGUUCACGUAAAUGGUACAGAUUUGAUGACGGUGAUGUAUCAGAAUGUAAAUUGGAUGAUGAUGAAGAAAUGAAGGUCCAAUGUUUUGGAGGUUACUACAUGGGCGAAGGAUUUGAUCAUAUGUGGAAAAGGAUGUCAUAUAGACGACAAAAGCGUUGGUGGAAUGCAUAUAUUUUAUUUUAUCGUCGUAUGGAUACUCAAGAAAGUGAGAUGGCUCUUCGUUUAAGUGAAUUAACCUUUACCGAUAACGGAUCUUAUCAGAAUAAAAUCAAAAUGCCAGCAGCAAUUGAAAAAAGUGUCCAAAGACAAAAUAUUAAGUUUAUGCACAUGAAAAAUCAAUAUAGUCCAGAAUAUUUUCAAUUUAUGAAAAAAUUGUUGAAUGGUAAUGGUCAGAUUGUCGUUUCGCAAUUUCAACGGAAUGAACCUUAUCCAGGUGACUCUUACUCAUCAGAUGUACAAAGCAACAUUAAGAAAAGUGAAGCUGAAGAAAUUGCAAUGAUCUGUUCCCAACUCGCCUCGAGAUUUUUAUGAUGGAACAAGAGAGAAGACGGAAAAGAACUGGUCAAAAGCCCUUUAAGACAAACAAAACAAACAUACACACAUACACACAUACACCUUGCAUAAUGAUUCAAAGAUGAUAUUGAAAAUUCUGUGUAUUUUACAGAUAAAUCAAACUUCAGGAUAUCUCUCCCUGUUAAAAUUUCUUUAUCCUUCCAAUAUCAAUUAACAACCCUGAAAAUGUAACCUUGAAGUUCUGAUACUGUUGAUGUUUCUCCUCUUUCAAUACAAAAGGUAUAUAAAAAAAAAGAUUUACACACUUGAUGCCGGCUCUGUGCACUUCUAGCCAGAAUUAUCAUGAUAAUGAUGAUUAUGGAUGAGGAAAAAUCAUGAUGAAUGAUGGAAAAAAGAGAAUCAAAAUUUUCUCUUUUAUUCCAAAUUGAAAGAUUGCCAAAAAAAGUUCUUAUUCUUCUCGAUUUCUAAGAUGAUCUUUAUGGUGAUAAAAGCUUAGAAAUUAAAAGCCGUAAGAUGUAAACUUGCGAUGAAGAAACAAUGACUCAUGAUAUAAGUUCAAAUUCAAAUUCAUUGAUGAAAACGAAUGGAACUUUUCUGAUUAUUUUCUACCAUGAACCCAAUCAAAUUUUAUCCUGUAAAGAAACGAUGGUUAAUCAUUUUGAUGGACAGUUAAUUCACUUCGAAAUGUUUCCCAUUGACAGGUUUCUCCAUCUCUAUCGUUCUUGGUGUAUUAUUAUCAUUCUGACAACAAUCAUGAUAAUAGUUUUGUCCUGAUAAACUUCAAAUCAAACGAUUCAACUGAUUUCAUGAAAUAAAAAGUUCUUAUUAUUAAAAACAAAACAA